AGGUUUAAUAACCAUGGUUAAUAACCGUGGAGGAUGAGCAGUAUGACCAUUCCUUGGAUCUGUAUAACAUCAGCGAAAACACAAGCUAUCCAUCUUACGUCUUGGAAAUGUCUAACAAUAGUGAGAACACAAGCGUUCCAGAUUAUGUGGAUAACGAGCACGUCGAACUCUGCUCUGCAUCAAACGUCAACCAAUUGGGCUCGGCCAUCAUUCCUUAUUUCUACUACAUCAACUUCCUCCUGAGUUACUUAGGCAACUGGCUUGUUUUGUUCAUCAUCGUCAAGCUUGAGAAGGUCAACAGCGUCACUAACAUCUUCCUCAUCAAUCUGGUCACCUCCAACAUCCUGUUUGCAUCCAGCUUCCCCUUCCUGGCCAAAUACCAUUCCUCAGAGUGGAUCUUCGGCACGGUGCUUUGCAAGUUGGUCAGCAGUGCCCAUCUGAUUGGUUUCUACAGUUCCAUCCUCUUCCUCACCCUGAUGACCUUUGACCGCUACCUGGCCGUGGUGCACGCGGUGUCCGCAGCCAAGAGCAGGAAGAGGGCGUACGCCAUCGGGGCGUCCUUGAUCGUUUGGUUCAUCAGUGUGCUGGCCAGUCUCAAUGAGCUGGUGUUCAAAGGCGUGUGGGAGCACAGCGAGCACGGCCUGAUGUGUGAUGAGACAGGAUACCACGCCGACGUCGUCGAACAGUGGAAUCUGGUCAGCUACUACAUGCAGUUCCUCCUCUUCUUCCUGCUGCCCCUCUCCAUGGCGAUGUACUGCUACACCUGCAUCACCGUGCGGAUCAUGUCCACUCGCAUGAGGGAGAAAUGGCGCUCGGUGAAGCUGAUAUUCAUCAUCAUGUUCACCUUCUUCGUUUGCUGGACUCCCUAUAACAUCGUGAUCCUGCUGAAGGCCAUUCAGAUCUCCACAGCCGACGAUGCAAACCGGAAGUGCGAUCAGGUCGAGGCGUUGAACUAUGCGUUGUACGUGACCAGAAACAUAGCGUUCUUGUAUUGUUGCAUCAGCCCCAUGUUCUACACCUUUGUGGGUAAGCGGUUUCAGAAUCACUUCAGGAAGCUGUUGUUGAAGAACAUGCCUUGUCUGGCACGUCAACUCAGACCCGCUAGUCUGAGCAGCAAGUCCACUGCACAAAGGACAUCCCACACGAACGACUUUUAACACAAUUUACUUUGUUUGAAAUCGGAUAAUUGGAUGGGAAAAUGGAUAAUUAAAUUUGAUGAUGUUUAUUGUUUUGUCAGUUUUACGUUUAAAUGUAGUCAUUUAGCAUAUACCUUGUAGAUGAAUAUCUAAUAAUUAAUUGCAAUUAUUUAGCACUCUUUUUUAAGACACUCAAAGCGCUUUAAUCAGUUAGUUAGUUUAUUAGUUGUCCCCUUAGGGAAAUUAUUUUUCACAGUUUCCUUCCGUCAUUUCCCAAAUAGUGAGUUUGUGGUUGAGAAUAACACCUCAUAUUAACGAGGCUGAGAACAAUCUAAGUUUGUAUUGAUUUUAGAGAAGUUACAUUUAGGAGGAUGAAGAGUCGCAAGAGGAAGGGUAAAAUAACGGAGUUGUUCUGCCAAGGCCGUGAACUAGCUUUGUCAUGACAACAUUACCAAUUUUUACCAGUUUUGUGUGAAAUCUAAUUCUAAAGAGAGAAUAUGAUAGAAUUUGAAUUUAGAAUUUCUGCAUUUUAACUGUUAUGUUGUAAAACCAUUUUGUGUAGCAUAAGCGUUGUUGUGUUUCUACUGUUAUCUCAUUUUAGUUGUGGAAUGAAAUUAUUUUUCAGUUUCCCUCCUUCAUUUCUCAAAUAGUGAGUUUGUGGUUGAGAAUAACAGCUCAUAUUAACGAGGCUGAGAACAAUCUAAGUUUGUAUUGAAUUUAGAAAAGCUACAUUUAGGUUCUCGAAGGAUGAAAAAUCGCAAGAGGAAGUGUUAAAUAACAGAGUUGUUCGGCGUCAACUAGCUUUGUCAUGACAACAUUGCCAAUUUGAACCACUUUUGCUUGAAAUAUAAUUAUAAAGGGAGAAUAUAGUAUAGAUUGAAUUUAGAAUUCCUGCAUUUUUACCGUUAUGUUGUAAAACCAUUUUGUGCAGCAUAAGCGUUGUUGUGUUUCUACUGUUAUCUCAUUUUAGUUGUGGAAUGUGUAACACAUGAAGAUAAGGCUGUGGUUUGGAUGGUUUGUGCUGCUCUUCCUAACAGCAGUGGUUGAUCCCCGGCCAGCAGAGUCGAUGCGCUACCGAAGGCGGAGCCACCGCAACGUCUACCGUCACUCUUCCACCACUUAAAAUAUAUGUUGAUAUAUAUGUUUAAAAUAAUCUCCAGCUCUUCUUUUUAUAUCGUAGCUCUUAAUAGUGCUCCGACGGCUGCUUUGCUUUGUUCCAAUUUUAAGAUGUGUGAUCGGGAAGCACUAUUUGGGGUUCAUCUUCAUUGUUGAAAGUAUAAAGUAUCUGCUAAUAAAUGUAAUGUAGUGAAUACAAAAUAUUAUGUUCUUAACGUUAAUUUUCCAAAUUUUAAUAAAGAAAAAUAUUUUCUUAA
This is a messenger RNA of Gadus macrocephalus (Pacific cod), 2509 nucleotides long. RefSeq names its product C-C chemokine receptor type 3-like. The record is from RefSeq and is a predicted model, not a curated record. Gene Ontology annotation, cellular component: membrane. Gene Ontology annotation, molecular function: chemokine receptor activity. Gene Ontology annotation, biological process: G protein-coupled receptor signaling pathway; chemotaxis; immune response. NCBI's taxonomy places the organism in Eukaryota, Metazoa, Chordata, Actinopteri, Gadiformes, Gadidae. The transcript is spliced from 2 exons. Bases 108 to 1157 code for a protein of 349 amino acids.